This is a messenger RNA of Pogoniulus pusillus (Red-fronted tinkerbird), 2419 nucleotides long. It is a transcript of the gene EAF1, whose product is annotated as ELL associated factor 1. The record is from RefSeq and is a predicted model, not a curated record. NCBI's taxonomy places the organism in Eukaryota, Metazoa, Chordata, Aves, Piciformes, Lybiidae. Bases 93 to 872 code for a protein of 259 amino acids. Gene Ontology annotation, molecular function: transcription elongation factor activity. Gene Ontology annotation, cellular component: super elongation complex. Gene Ontology annotation, biological process: transcription elongation by RNA polymerase II; regulation of DNA-templated transcription. The transcript has 6 exons.
UGCACUCGGCCCCCGGAAGGGCGCCGGGCGGCGGCGCACGGAGGAGAGGAAGGGACCAGCCGGGCCGGGGAGGGACGGUGCGGAGCGGGGACAUGAACGGCUCGGCCAACUCGCUGCUGGACAAGGACGAGCACUCGCUGCAGCUGGGCGAGAGCUUCGAGCGGCGCCCCAAGGCCUCCUUCCACACCAUCCGCUAUGACUUCAAGCCAGCAUCGAUUGAUACCUCUUGUGAGGGGGACCUCCAGGUCGGUAAAGGAGACGACGUAACCAUCACCCUGCCCCAUAUCCCAGGCUCCACUCCACCCAUGACCGUGUUUAAAGGCAACAAAAGGCCAUACCAGAAGGACUGUGUGCUCAUCAUCAAUCAUGACACUGGGGAGUACAUGCUGGAAAAGCUUAGCAGCAACAUCCAAGUCAAGAAAACAAGAGCGGAGGGCAGCAGUAAGAUUCAGGCCCGGAUAGAGCAGCAGUCUGCCCGAGCAUCUCAGCCUCCUCCGCAGUUCAGAGCCCCAACCAAGCCAGCAGCUGGGCCCAAAACCUCUCCUUUGAAGGAUAAUCCCUCGCCUGAGCCUCAGCUGGAUGACAUCAAGAGAGAGCUGAGAGCAGAGGUGGAGAUUAUCGAGCAGAUGAGCAGCAGCAGCGGCAGCAGCUCCUCGGCUUCAGAGAGCUCAUCUGGGAGCGAAGAUGAGAGCUCCAGCAGCGAGGGGGAAGAGCCAGCCCAUGUGUCCCCUUCCCAGCCUCCACACCAGCACUACAACAACAGGAACCCUGUGGCCAACGGCAGCAGCAGGCCACAGGGCAGCAACCACCUCAUGAACACGCUCCGGAAUGACUUGCAGCUGAGUGAGUCUGGGAGUGACAGCGAUGACUAGAGGCUGGGCUUUGGCUGCUUCUGUUCCACAUCCCUGCAGAACUCUUGUUACCUGGAAGUGAAUGCUGUGGCUUAGGAAGAGGAGUUCCACAUGUGGAGUUUUAAUAGGAGAAGGGCACAGCCCUACAGAAGAGCAGCUGUGGGGGGGCCGUUUGUGACUGCAGUGUACAUUUUGUGUCUGUCCUGACCCUUCUACAACUUUCCAUCGAUCAUGCACAGUGGUGAGCCAAGGUGCGCUGCUGUCCAUCACCCGUGGCCUAACGUGGAACUGUAUGAUGUCACCUAAGCCUUUCCUGGUUGCAGGGGAAGACUUUGAGGGGGACUUUUGUACAUAUAAGGUGUGUAUGAGGCAAUAAUUGAGUCGAAAAAGCCGUGCAGGAGCUGCUGUGUGCACCGGCGUGGGACUGUCGGAAGCGGACUUUGAUGAUGGAGUUGAUCCCUUUGAUUUGGGACUUUUCUAAUGCCUUUUUAGUGCUGUUUAUGAUGGAUUCAAUGGACUUCACCUUUAAAGAGUUGGGAACCAGAAAUGACAAAACCAUGUUCAUCACAAAGCUUGCUGCACCAGUGCCUUACAAGCAGUUUAAAGAGGGCUUCAGUCCCUGCCGUCUGCCCCAGAGGACGUGAUGCUGACUGUUCCCCAGCUGCAGAUGGAGGCUGCACUUCACACACAGCAGCUGAGGGUGAGGUGAAGGACAGGCCUCAGUCACUUGCACACAGCCAAGCAGGAACGAGCUCAGCAUCUUCUUUUGCAGCUGCAGCAUCUCAUUUACCUCAGGCACUCAGAUCCAGCCUUCAGAAAUAUUUAGGGCCCUGAUUACCAGUGAAAUUGCAACAUCACAGGCACAAGAUAUUGGACUUAGCUGCAAAGAAGAGGCCAAUUUCCCUUCCUAGAGAAUGCAGAGAGCAGAGACAGCCAAACAAUUGUUGCUGAAGCAGCAGAAGUCUCUCCCACUCCAGCUGUCCAAGGCAGGCUUUGGUGCAGGUUGCUUGCUGGAGAGGAUCUCUGUGCUUGGCAGGAAUGCACAGAACAUGCAGUGAAGUUCAUCCUUGUUUCAGAGGCUUUGCAAGGUGCUUGGCUGGGUUAUCAGCACCACCUUUUGCUCGUGCAGUGAAGCUCAUGCCUGUUUCAGGGGCUGGGUUUUUACCUUCUUUUGCUUUCAUGGAAAAUGAGUGCCAGUAGGAAAUGAGCCUGAGCCACCAGGCUGGCUUUUUAAAUGCAGGAUUCAAUGGCAUAGGAAAAGUGGUGCCACAGCUGUGGUGCCACCCUGAGGAAUGGGAAGCUGAAGUGGUGGCCUCUCCAUUUCUGCAGGGUCUGCUUUUGUCUAUCUCUCAGUUUCUGUUUCACUGCUGCCUGCUUACUGAGCUCCUUGCAGUUUUUAGGAGGUGUUGAAGAGCAGGGGGACAUCUGGGUUUAUUUUUUGGCAUUAGAUACAUAUCUAGGGCAUAUUUUUGCAUUCUUGUACAUACCUUUGAAAUUAUUUGGGCUUUUUUUUAAAGUGAUUUGUGCUGUGGGUCCAGCUCUGGAAUACACUUGAUGUAAAGCCACAA